AAAUAAAAUUUGCCUUUUGAAUUUUUUUAGAAACACUUCCUUUUAUUUUUACUUCAAAUAUUAAAAUACGAGCUAUUUUUUACUAUUCCUUCACAAAAAAAACGGAUUCCUGUUCGAAAUUAUAAGGUUUAGAAAAAAAAUUAUAUCUUCUAAAUUAAAAGCAAUUUUCAAAACUUACCGAAACUGCACAAGAGGAAGGCGAGAGUUGAGGUGGCAAAAGUGGUUAAAGUGGCUUUGGGGAAGAGGAAAUGGGGGGUUUGGGACCCCUGACGCCGGUCAUUGGCACACCUAAGGGCGAAUUCGUCACUGUUGUCACCACAGUGGUCAAAACCGUCGCAAUUGAGAAGGGAGGAAAUGCAACGUUUGUUGUGACACAAAAAAUCAGAACCGGAAAGACACUCAUUGUAGUUAAAAGCUGCAUAGACUAUGGCAAGACGGGAUUGAGGGCCAAACAAGCCCUUAAAACGGAUAUAAAACCCUUGGGAGAUUUCCACAAUGUGUUCACGAUUUUUUUGGGUGUAGAAUAAGGGCAAGGAGAGUUUCAGAUUCUCAACCACUGGUCCAUCCGAGGUCAAACCUUGCCGAACUGUCAAUUCGGUACUCCCCGCUGAAACUUUUCAGAUAAUUUCAGGAAAAUUCGCAGUGGUACCAACCAAAACCGGAAAAAUUGACCACCUUGACGUACAAAUGCGUUUUCAAGUGAUACGUUUCCGGGGGUUUCACCAACCAAAUGCAAUCGAAUGAUUUCAACCCAUCUUGGACCAUAUCCAUCAUGGUAAUCCCACCCCCGGGAUUCCCCACUUGCCCCCCACAAUCUAUGUUCGUCACAUCGCUGAUGUAGGAAUAGUAGGCUUUGAAACCGAGCCCAGUGGCCCCAUUGGCGUAAAAUCUUAUCACGAGUGAUGACCCAGAUGUGAUAACAGGCGGACGAAAAAUAUUUCCGGUUGUAACGUAAAUCCGGUCGCCUGAGGCGUCAAAAAACUAAAAUUUGUUUUAGUCAAAUUGUCAAAAUGUCAACUAACAUCAAUGAUCGAAGUUGGCGCUAUGAGAAAGUCGGUGAAGACUAGAUUGAUUUUGCAAGUGUUGUCGGUUUUGCACCCAAUGGUGUAUUCCAUGGUCAAGUCCGAUGGGUACAAGUUGGGGAAAAAUGGGCUUUGUACCAUUUGGGUACCAUUACCGGUUUUCGAUUUGUCACAAGUGCUCAAUUACCCGGAAAAAUAAUGACGCCUCCAACACCUUGAAGUCGCAACGAAAACCCAAGGAUAUGAACCUUAAAAUCGGUCCAAAAUGAUCGAACACAGCGGUUGCAAAAUCGUCGUGAUCAUCGCACUUUCUGUGUUCUUUUUCGUCCCGAUUUUGUACUACAAAAAUGAGUUCCUCGACCAAAAAACGAUUUUUUUCACCACUGAAACGCAAGAUUACAACGAAAGUAGUUAUUUGGUCGCGACCCCGAAAUGCAAGAUACCGAAUUUGGACCCGUUCCAGGCCGAAAUCUUGAAGUUUUACCAUCCGAAAAAAUACUUUUCUUGUAGUAAACAUGAUUUGUUAACGUUUGUGACAAAAAACGACAAUAUUGCCACUCUCCAUAUUAAUACAACAGUGCUUCCGUCCUACAGUAAGAAUGACAUAUCGUGCUGUUUGGCCAAUAUCACUCGCACGGAAAACAAGCAGAAUCCGGACGACAGUAUCAGAAUCUCGGCUUGCAAAGAGUUCAAGACAAACGCCACCCUCCACCACAACUUCAUAAUGGUAAAAUGCACCGACUCGAAAACAAAGAAGCAAAUCUACGAGAACACCCACGCGCCCAUAACCCAAUCAAAUCAAAUCAAGGAGAAAAUCUCCACAAUGAAUACCAACACAACGACUCCUUUCAGUGUUUUCUUCGUCGGAAUCGACAGCAUAUCGCGAUUAAACUUCCUCCGAAUCCUCCCCCAAACGUACCAGUUCUUGGAGGACAACCAAUGGACCCCCCUGCGUGGGUACAACAAAAUGGGGGACAACACCUUCCCCAACGUGAUGGCCAUCCUGACCGGCUUCAACGAAACCCAGGCUUAUGCCGUCUGUGACCCCAAAACCGUGGGCAAAAUGGACAAAUGUCCCAUGUUAUGGUACGAUUACCGGAAAUUGAACUACGUGACGGGGUACGCGGAGGACGAGGCCUGGAUCAACACUUUCAACUACAAAAAAAAGGGUUUCACGAAACCCCCCACUGAUUUCUACUUCCGGCCCUACAUCCUUGGUUCAGAAAAGUUGAAAACGGUAAAAAAAGGCGGGAUGGACUAUUGCACAGGUCCUGAGCCGGCAGGAGAACGCAUUUUGAACCUUGCAAAAGACUUCGCUACCAGUUUCAAGGACGUUGCAACGUUUUCCUUCUUCUGGAUGAACACCUUCAGUCACAAUGACCUCAAUGCGCCCUCCAUGAUGGACACCAAAAUCCGGGAUUUCCUCCAGGAGAUCACCACAAGUGGGGUUUUGAACAACACCAUCAUGGUAUUCCUGAGUGACCAUGGGAUGAGAUUCGGGGAAAUCCGGUACACGACCACUGGAUGGUUGGAGGAACGCCUCCCGUUUAUCUACAUAUGGGUCCCGGAGCGGUUCAAACGCCAAUUUCCGUCAGAAUUCCGGAAUUUGGAGACGAAACGUGACCAUUUGACCACACCAUAUGACCUCUAUAUGACCUUGCAACAUAUCCUGGUACUCUCAGGGUUCAAUUAUACCCAAAAAGCGAGUGAGGCGUGUCCGAAAUGUACCUCGUUGUUUGCACCAACCGAAUCGGAGAGGUCGUGCGAGGAUGCUGCUAUUGAGCAACAUUGGUGCACAUGCGCCGGUUAUAACCCGGUGCCAAAAUCCAACCGAACCGUUCAAAAAGCUGCCAAAUUCGUCAUAGGCCAAAUCCAUGGGAUAAUCAGCACCAAGAAGAGUGAUUCGAAAUGUGCCAAAUUUUCGGUGGGAAGGAUUAUUUCGGCGAGUGUUUCAGACCGGUUUAGUUACAAAAGUGAUGUUUAUUUCUUGUUGGUGGUGGAGACGACGCCCAAGGCGGUGUUUGAAGCCACUGUGGGGUACAAAGGGGCUGAUGGGUUUGAGUUGACAGGGGGGAUAAGUCGUUUGGAUAAGUAUAGUGAUCAUAGUGGGUGUGUGGAAGAUGCCUCGUUGAAGAAGUAUUGUUAUUGCCGGGGUUAAGUGCCUUUUUUUUUUUUUCGUUGCCAAAGUUUGCUCAGCCGGUUGGUUCAAUGGGAGAAAUCAAAAUAUUGUGAUAUUAAUGCAUUUGGUACAAUAAGGAUUUUCUAGUCAAGCGUUAUUGUAAUCGAUGUAGUUAUUUUAGGAAGAAUAUUUUAUAUCAGUGGCGUUUAGUCUCAUGUCAACAAUAAAUAUUCACUUUAUUUAA
Molecule: messenger RNA, 3385 nt
Organism: Tribolium madens (black flour beetle)
Lineage: Eukaryota; Metazoa; Arthropoda; Insecta; Coleoptera; Tenebrionidae
Exons: 4
Coding region: 1288-3180 (630 amino acids)
Source: RefSeq, a predicted model, not a curated record